This is a messenger RNA of Phragmites australis (common reed), 1667 nucleotides long. Its product is annotated as sugar transport protein 8-like. Gene Ontology annotation, cellular component: membrane. NCBI's taxonomy places the organism in Eukaryota, Viridiplantae, Streptophyta, Magnoliopsida, Poales, Poaceae. Gene Ontology annotation, molecular function: monosaccharide transmembrane transporter activity. The transcript is spliced from 2 exons. Gene Ontology annotation, biological process: monosaccharide transmembrane transport. The record is from RefSeq and is a predicted model, not a curated record. Bases 45 to 1580 code for a protein of 511 amino acids.
AAUUCAUAGCUAGUGGCGGCUCUCUCGCUCAACAACAAGAUCAAAUGGCCGGGGGUUUCGCGGUUUCCAAGGCCGGCGCCGGCCACCGGCAGUUCAAGGGGAAGAUCACGUGGUACGUCUGGAUCUGUGGCAUCAUCGCUGCCACCAGCGGCCUCAUGUUCGGCUACGACAUCGGCAUUUCCGGCGGGGUGACAGCCAUGGACGACUUCCUGGUGCGGUUCUUCCCGGCGGUGUACGCGCGGAAGCACCGCGCCAAGGAGAACAACUACUGCAAGUUCGACGACCAGCGGCUUCAGCUCUUCACGUCGUCGCUGUACCUGGCGGCGCUGGCGGCGAGCUUCGUGGCGUCGCGGGUGUGCACGCGGUUCGGCCGGAAGCGCACCAUGCAGGCGGCCUCCGUCUUCUUCCUCAUCGGCAGUGGGCUCUGCGCAGGCGCCGUCAACCUGGUCAUGCUCAUCAUCGGCCGCGUCUGCCUCGGCGUCGGCGUCGGGUUCGGCAACCAGGCCGCGCCGCUCUUCCUGUCCGAGAUCGCGCCGGCGCACAUCCGCGGCGCGCUCAACAUCCUCUUCCAGCUCAACGUCACUAUCGGGAUCCUCAUCGCCAGCGUCGUCAACUACUUCGCGUCCAACGUCCACCCCGUCGGCUGGCGCUACUCGCUCGGCGGCGCCGCGGCCCCCGCGGCGGUGCUGUUCCUCGGCUCGCUGGUCAUCACCGAGACCCCGACCAGCCUCGUGGAGCGCGGCCGCGCCGACGCUGGCCGCGCGACGCUGGAGAAGAUCCGCGGCACGGCCGAGGUGGACGACGAGUACGAGGAGAUCCGAUCCGCGUGCGAGCAUGCCGCCGCGCUGCGCGAGGAGGAGAGGCCCUACCGUCGCCUCAUGCGCCCCGAGAGCCGCCCGCCGCUGGUGAUCGCCAUCGCCAUGCAGGUGUUCCAGCAGUUCACUGGCAUCAACGCCAUCAUGUUCUACGCGCCGGUCCUGUUCCAGACCAUGGGCUUCGAGAGCGACGGCUCCCUCCUCUCCGCCGUGGUGACCGGCGGCGUCAACGUCAUCUCCACCAUCGUCUCCAUCGUGCUCGUCGACAAGGUCGGCCGUCGCAAGCUCCUCCUCGAGGCCUGCGCCCAGAUGCUGGUCGCACAGACGGCCGUCGGCGGGAUCAUGCUGGUGCACGUUAGGGCCGACAACAACCCGAGCCGCGGGUGGGCGGUGUCCAUCGUCGUGCUCAUCUGCGUCUACGUCUCGAGCUUCGCGUGGUCGUGGGGCCCGCUGGGGUGGCUCAUCCCGUCGGAGACGUUCCCGCUGGAGACCCGCACGGCGGGGUUCUCCUUCGCCGUCAGCUCCAACAUGCUCUUCACCUUCCUCAUCGCGCAGGCGUUCCUCUCCAUGAUGUGCUCCAUGCGCGCCUACAUCUUCUUCUUCUUCGCCGUCUGGAUCGUCGCCAUGGGAGUCUUCGUCCUCGCGCUGCUGCCGGAGACCAAGGGCGUGUCCAUCGACGAGAUGGUCGACAGGGUCUGGCGCCGCCACUGGUUCUGGAAGAGGUGCUUCGGCGACGCCGACGAGGCCAAGAUCAACAACUGCUAGCCAGCUGAUCGAUCGGAUCAUAAAUACUUGCUGUGUGCCAAUUUGGAUAAGCUAAUGUCUCUAAUUACAUAUCGUGCUAUAUAUGGA